AGUGAAAACGCGAGUCUCACUGAGAACCUCCACUAAGUACAACUACUUAUCAAACGCAUCAAAACGAGAUUGACCGUUUGUGUCCCCUACAGCUUCAUCGAAAACUAUAUCCACUUCUUCAGUAGCGUCUGUAAAACUGACCUGCAGGAGCAUCAACAUGACUGUUUGUUCGAAGUGUGUUUUUCUGCCCAUGUUGGAGGGGGAAAAAACCGUCGUAUCGGAAACGCCCUACGGCAAGGGGAUGCUUCCGCCGGCGGUCCAAGACACCCUGUUGGAGACGGACAGCGAGCCCGAAGCGGAGGAGGCUACCUUUCCCUCCGAGGAGAAUCCGUCCCGCGUUUCCGCCGCUGCGCGCUACGCCGAUGCCGCCGAAUUCGCAGCCUGGCGGGCCCGUCGGUGCACGCUGAAAUCUACCACGGAAGCCGUGUCGCUGACCGGUAUGCAAGUAGCAGGACUGCUGUGCUCUUUCGUCCUCUUCAUGGGCGUUUUCGUGUUUUUUGACGUGCUCAGCGCGUUUUUACCCUUUCUCUUCGACGGCGGACAGGAUGGCGAGAAUGAGUGGUACACAGCUGACACACCACGCGAGUCGUUCGGCGGUGCGACAGUUUUUUCCGUUUUUGACGACGAAGAUGAAGGUUUUGAUGACAAUUUGUUCGAUUGGUACGUGGAGGACGACGCACACCUGGCUGCAGCGAUCCUCGAGCGCCAGCAAUCUGCUUCGACCUGGAUCCACGUGGGGCACGGCCGAUGGGUCAAGGCAGAGAAGUAGUGCCAGCGUCUCGACGCGCGUCCGGGUACGGAAGGAAUGAAAGUGCUCAGCUUCAGUUUCCAGAAAGAAUUUUCCAGGUGGUACUUGGACUAAAUCUGAGACGCCUGACGUUCCGCAUUCUUGUCGUAUUUGCUUCGCACAGAAAUCUUGACUUCUCGCACUUUGUACAAUAUUACGCCGUCCGUGCCUACCCUGAUUCCCAGUACUCACAGUUUUUUUGCACGAAUAAUUCUCCAGUUGUCAUUUCAUUUUCUCUCGACAUUUAAAAUGUUACCCGGGGUAAGUUUGCACAACUAGUAGGAUAAAUCAAAAAUACACUUGGCUAUUCCGACGGAGUACAAUAAAACACAAUCAUAUUUUAUUCUCCUGCAUGGAAAACAAAAACAAAAAAGGAAAGCGGAGUUGCAGCGCACGCUCACAUGCCCGGUAUUCUGUGGGUCAGUGUCGUCGUUCUCAAUUUUC
Molecule: messenger RNA, 1231 nt
Organism: Amoebophrya sp. A120
Lineage: Eukaryota; Dinophyceae; Syndiniales; Amoebophryaceae
Source: the annotation of a GenBank genome assembly